UUCCAGCACCGAAUCGAAACGAAGAGCAAAAACACAAGUCGCCGAUUAACUGAUGUGCGGAAGAGCUCGGUGUUCUCUCAGGCCAGAUGACAUUCCUGGGGCUUGUCACCUCAACGGUCGCCGCGUCCGGCAUGUUGACAUGAACCGGUAUCAGCCGUCGUAUAAUGUGUCGCCGGGGUUUAGUGUACCAGUGGUAAGGAGAGAAGAUGAGGCCAACGACGAAGGCGCUGUUCUUCAUUGCAUGAAAUGGGGUCUUGUUCCCAGCUUCACUAAGAAAACUGAUAAGCCUGACCAUUACAGGAUGUUUAAUGCUCGGUCUGAGACAAUAAAGGAGAAGGCUUCAUUUCGCCGCCUUAUCCCAAAGAAUAGGUGCCUGGUUGCAGUUGAGGGAUUUUAUGAGUGGAAAAAGGAUGGGUCAAAAAAGCAACCUUAUUACAUACAUUUUAAGGAUGCCCGGCCCCUGGUGUUUGCUGCCCUUUUCGACUCUUGGAAGAAUCAUGAAGGUGAGGUUAUUUAUACAUUUACUAUAUUGACAACUUCGGCGUCCUCAUCUUUUGAAUGGCUCCAUGAUAGGAUGCCUGUCAUUCUUGGAAACAUGGAUGCUGCUGAUAUGUGGUUGAGUGGUUCUCCAUCAUCCAACAUUGACACACUAUUAAAACCAUAUGAAGAGUCAGAUUUGGCUUGGUACCCUGUGACAGCUGCAAUGGGUAAGGCUUCCUUUGAUGGACCAGAGUGCAUCAAAGAGUUGCAGCUCAAGACUAAUGAGACCAGAUCAAUAUCACAAUUUUUCUCAAAGAAAGGAGACAAAGACCAACAGGGGCAGAAGUCUCAUAACAAAGUUGCAGAGGAAGAGAUUCUGAAUACUGAUCAGACAGAGAGCUUGAAACAGGAACCUGAAUCAGACCAUGUGGGUCAUCUGUGUUCCCCAGUCCAACCGGAGAGUUUCACUUCUACUACGGCCACAGACAUAAAAGUUGAACAAGAUUUCGAUGAGUCAGGUAGUAAACAGUCAUUGACUGGUCAAACCGGAAAUCCACCUGAAAAAGUAGGUACUCAUGCUAGCGAUAACGUGAAAAGCUUGAAAGAGGAGGAGUCUGAGGAUAUUAAACCAAAGGACAUUUCUCCGCCUCAGGAGGAAAGUGGGGAUUCUAAAACGAAGAGAUACUAUGAGGAGCUCUCAGGAGAUGCAAUGCCACUUCCCAAGGCGGUCAACAUGCACAUAAGACCAUCAAAAAAGAAAGCUAAAGGAGCUGAUGACAAACAACCGACUCUAUUUUCUUACUUCGGAAAAGGCUAGUCACAUGAAGUACAAUGCUUAGACAAGUUCUGUAUAAUAGUGAAGUUGGUAUAUCCGUUGCUUAAAAACAAAAUGUUGGAAGCAUAGGAUUUUGUUUGAGGAUCACCUCUCAUCCUUGGCUUUUAGUUGUAGGCAUGUUUGCAGAUUUGUAUUGAUGAAGUUUUUUGUAACCAAGGAAAAAAUCGUGGACUUCACAUAGGAUAUUUUGAUGGAACUAAAGUGGUUGUUUAGUAUAUUUAGGUCAAUGGUAUUGUCUCAGUGGGACUUGAUUGUUAGAAUUUGGUUGGCUGCCUCCUUUACGUUUCACCCUCUAAAAAGCAGGGGUCAGUUUAUAUUCACUGAAGCUUACUGAUC
Messenger RNA from Solanum stenotomum, 1651 nucleotides. RefSeq lists its product as uncharacterized. NCBI's taxonomy places the organism in Eukaryota, Viridiplantae, Streptophyta, Magnoliopsida, Solanales, Solanaceae. Gene Ontology annotation, molecular function: single-stranded DNA binding. The record is from RefSeq and is a predicted model, not a curated record. The transcript is spliced from 8 exons. Gene Ontology annotation, biological process: DNA damage response. The coding region runs from base 53 to 1297 and encodes 414 amino acids.